CGGCGGCGGCCAUUUUGGCGGCGCCUCCUCUCUCCGGCCUGUUCAGUUAACCACGUGAACCGCCCGCCGCCUCGGGCUCGCUGCGGGGCCAGGGGUAAAGUGGGUGCGGGCACGGCGGCUGCGGAGGCCGCUUGAGGAGGAAGCGCCAGGAGGAGGAGGAGGAGGAGCAACAACAGGCGACGGCUGUGCUGCUGCUGGUAGCCGCGGCGGCCUGGCGGGCAGUCCCUCCCGGGAGGUGGCGGCGGCGGAAGCAGCGGCAGCGAUCAAGCCUCGGCAGGAGGAGGGAGCUGGUUCACCGGCCCGGGAGCAGCAAGAAGGGCGGCGGUGGUGGCGGCAGCAGCGGCGGAGACGAUGCCGUCCGUGAGCCUCCCGCCGAAGGAGAACGCGCUGUUCAAGCGCAUCUUGCGAUGUUAUGAACAUAAACAAUACAGAAAUGGUUUGAAAUUUUGCAAGCAAAUUCUUUCCAAUCCAAAGUUUGCAGAACAUGGAGAAACCCUGGCUAUGAAAGGACUAACGCUAAACUGUCUAGGUAAAAAAGAAGAGGCAUAUGAAUUGGUGCGAAGGGGCCUACGAAAUGACUUGAAGAGUCAUGUCUGUUGGCAUGUCUAUGGCCUCCUCCAGCGAUCAGACAAGAAAUAUGAUGAAGCCAUCAAAUGUUAUAGAAAUGCACUGAAAUGGGAUAAGGACAAUCUCCAAAUUUUGAGGGACCUCUCUCUGCUACAAAUUCAAAUGAGGGAUCUUGAAGGCUACAGGGAAACUAGGUAUCAGUUACUUCAACUUAGACCUGCACAGAGAGCAUCAUGGAUUGGCUAUGCGAUUGCUUAUCAUCUGCUGGAAGACUAUGAAAUGGCAGCAAAGAUUUUGGAGGAAUUUAGGAAGACUCAACAGACAUCUCCUGAUAAAGUAGACUACGAAUAUAGUGAGCUACUCUUGUAUCAAAAUCAAGUCCUCCGGGAAGCAGGACUAUAUAAGGAAGCUUUGGACCAUCUUAGUACCUAUGAAAAACAAAUCUGUGACAAAUUAGCAGUUGAAGAAACUAAAGGAGAGCUUCUGUUACAACUCUGCAGGCUGGAAGAAGCCACUGAGAUAUAUAGAGGAUUGCAAGAAAGAAAUCCUGAAAACUGGGCUUAUUACAAAGGUUUAGAAAAGGCACUCAAACCAGCCAACAUGUUAGAACGGUUCAAGAUCUACGAAGAAGCCUGGACUAAGUACCCAAGGGGACUCGUUCCAAGAAGACUGCCAUUGAACUUUUUGUCCGGUGAAAAAUUUACGGAAUGUUUGGAUAAAUUUCUGAGGAUGAAUUUCAGCAAAGGAUGCCCACCGGUCUUCAAUACUUUGAGAUCACUAUACAAAGAUAAAGAAAAGGUGGCAAUCAUAGAAGAGCUAGUGGUAGGUUAUGAAACCUCUCUGAAAAGUUGCAGAUUAUUUAACCCAAAUGAUGACGGUAAAGAAGAACCUCCAACGACAUUACUCUGGGUCCAGUACUACUUGGCACAACACUAUGACAAAAUUGGGCAGCCAUCCAUAGCUCUGGAAUAUAUAAAUGCUGCAAUAGAAAGCACACCCACCUUGAUAGAACUCUUCCUUGUGAAAGCUAAAAUCUAUAAGCAUGCUGGAAACAUAAAAGAAGCUGCAAGAUGGAUGGAUGAGGCUCAAGCUCUGGACACAGCGGACAGGUUUAUUAACUCCAAAUGUGCAAAGUACAUGUUGAAAGCCAACUUGAUAAAAGAAGCAGAAGAAAUGUGUUCCAAAUUUACAAGGGAAGGGACUUCAGCAGUGGAAAACUUGAAUGAAAUGCAGUGCAUGUGGUUCCAGACAGAAUGCGCCCAAGCUUAUAAAGCAAUGAAUAAAUUUGGAGAAGCACUUAAAAAAUGCCACGAAAUUGAGAGACAUUUUGUAGAAAUCACAGAUGACCAAUUUGACUUCCACACAUACUGUAUGAGGAAAAUCACGCUUCGAUCAUAUGUGGACUUGUUGAAGCUAGAAGAUGUACUUCGACAGCACCCAUUUUAUUUUAAGGCAGCAAGAAUUGCCAUAGAAAUAUACUUGAAGCUUCAUGAUAACCCUCUGACAGAUGAGAACAAAGAGCAUGAGGCUGACACAGCAAAUAUGUCAGAUAAGGAGCUAAAGAAGCUACGUAAUAAGCAGAGGAGGGCUCAGAAAAAGGCUCAGUUGGAGGAGGAGAAAAAGAAUGCUGAAAAAGAGAAGCAGCAACGAAACCAGAAAAAGAAGAAAGAUGACGACGAUGAAGAAAUUGGAGGACCAAAGGAAGAGCUUAUUCCUGAGAAACUAGCAAAGGUUGAAGCUCCUUUGGAGGAAGCUAUUAAGUUUUUAACUCCGUUGAAGAACUUGGUGAAGAACAAAAUAGAAACCCAUCUUUUUGCCUUUGAAAUUUACUUCAGGAAAGAAAAAUUCCUCCUUAUGCUGCAGUCUGUGAAGAGAGCAUUUGCUAUUGACCCUAGUCAUCCAUGGCUCCAUGAGUGUAUGAUUCACCUCUUCAGCAGUGUUUCUGAAAGCAAAGAUCUACCAGAAACAGUCAGAACAGUGUUGAAUCAAGAAAUGAAUCGGCUUUUUGGUGCAACUAAUCCAAAGAACUUCAAUGAAACUUUCCUUAAACAAAACUAUGAUUCACUACCACACAGAUUAUCUGCUGCCAAAAUGGUGUAUUAUUUGGAUUCUACUAGCCAGAAAAGAGCUGUGGAGCUGGCAACUUGCCUUGAUGAAUCCCUCACAAACAGAAAUCUUCAGACUUGUAUCGAGGUAUUGGAAGCAUUGAAUGAUGGUAGCCUUGGAGACUGUAAAGAAGCAGCUGAAAUGUACAGAGCAAAUUGUCAUAAGCUUUUCCCUUAUGCUUUGGCUUUUAUGCCCCCUGGAUAUGAAGAUGAUAUGAAGAUCACAAUUAAUGGAGAUAUAUCUGCAGAAACUGAAGAACUGGCCAAUGAAAUAUGAACUUUUUAAAAGGAGUGGAAUGAUUUUGGACCGUAUCUGGUGUAUAAUAUUUUUGUCACGCACCUGCUGAAUUGUUCUAACCUACACAGAAUGGAAGGAGUAAAAAAUGGUUGCCUUCAAAGUUUUACUUUUUUUAUCCUGCUGAUGAGUAUAUAAUAUAAAGUAACGUAUUACUGGAUAUAGGUGGCUCAGUUAAAAGAAAAACUAAGCACUGCUAAAAUUGAAAAGUAUCCUUUAUCUACAUACCCCAUUUUAAACUAAUUUAUAUGGAAUCUGAAGGCUUAACACCCAUUGGAGCAGGUGUGUGGCAGAAAUAUUACUUUAAAUUUGUCUUGUUGAGAUGACUAUCUCAGACAGCAAAAAUGCUGUUUUAGCACUGGAUCCUUUUCACUGAGCACAAAGAGUUGUUGGGGCUUUAACAUCUGACUGAUUUUGAUACAGAGAUGAUUCUACCCUUUGGAAGUAUGCAAUGUGAAUCACUAUUUGCAGACAAACCUGCAAUACAUAUAUAAUGCUGUUGUAGAGACUGGGACUUAAAAUAUGAAGCAAAAUAACGAAACAUAAGGUGUUCAAUUAGCUUGUUGUGUCUCCGAAAUUCACCGCACGUGAUCAGUUUGGUGUUCUUGCACCACAGUUUUUAAAUGAAGGAACCAGUUAGAACAUACUUUGUUUUUAUUAAAAUUUGAAAAGAAAUCAACACUGCUGUUCAGGAGAUGAGCAUGAUGACAGCAUCAUUUGGCUGCACAUGUUAAAACUGUAAUGCAAGAACCAAAUGAAAUUAUGCACUGUGAUGUGGCACCAACUCAUUAAAAAGACAGCAUGUAUUUUUCACGUACAGUGAAAAUAUAAAUGAACAUAACUAUGGCUUGAAAUUUCAAAGAGUGGAAUUCCUGACUACCAAUUUGUGACUGAUUGAGAGACUAAUUGUUUAAAACCUCAGCAGGCCUUGUUCACGUUAUGCAGAAAAAAGUGCUGCAGUUUAGAUACCUCUGGAACUUUUCCACAGUGUCACAGGUUUGUAAUACUUGAAGCCCUACAUUUCUAAGAAUAUAUUUCUUGCUCAGUUGUUUCAGGCAAGCCCAUGACUUUGUAACUUUUAACGGGCCCGAUAUUUUUUUUCAAUAACAGACAAGCUUCUUAUUCCUGCAGUUACAGAUGUAAUUUCCUUUGUCAAACAUAAGGUACCAAAUAUAAUGCAAUAAAAUGUUUUGAAAAA
Molecule: messenger RNA, 4165 nt
Organism: Zootoca vivipara (common lizard)
Lineage: Eukaryota; Metazoa; Chordata; Lepidosauria; Squamata; Lacertidae
Gene: NAA15
Product: N-alpha-acetyltransferase 15, NatA auxiliary subunit
Biological process (GO): N-terminal peptidyl-methionine acetylation
Cellular component (GO): cytoplasm; NatA complex
Molecular function (GO): protein binding
Source: RefSeq, a predicted model, not a curated record